ACGGCUAACAGGCAGCUGUGUGAGAGCGGCGCUUUCAGUAUCGCGUAGUAAGAUGGCAGAGCUACUGAGUCAAGUGGCCGAUGUAGAUAUUGAUCCCGACGGGGUGUUUAAGUACAUUCUGUUGAGAGUAACAGUCAAGGGCGGCUCACAAUCCAAAAAUAUAGUGAGAGGUACAAAGACUGCCGAGUUUCACAAUCACAUUUUUGAAAAAGUAAAUCCUGAGCUAGAAAAAUUAGGAUUGGAAUGUAAUUGUCUUGGAGGUGGCAAGAUCGAGCAUAACAGCCAAGAAAAAAAAAUCAAGGUGUUUGGUCUGUCAACUGGAUAUGGCAAAGCUGAUCAUUCAGUCACUGUUGAAAGGCUGAAGACUGUGUACAACGAUUAUGACAUCACCUGGUCUGAUGAUAAGAAGUAAAGUGCAAUGGCCACUGUAUGUUUCUCAUUUACAGAAUAACUAUAAUAAAUAUUUCAGAAACAAUAAAAGUGAGCUGAAUCUCUGAAUAAGGUUUA
Molecule: messenger RNA, 507 nt
Organism: Erpetoichthys calabaricus (reedfish)
Lineage: Eukaryota; Metazoa; Chordata; Cladistia; Polypteriformes; Polypteridae
Exons: 3
Coding region: 53-412 (119 amino acids)
Biological process (GO): peptidyl-histidine dephosphorylation
Cellular component (GO): cytosol
Molecular function (GO): protein histidine phosphatase activity
Source: RefSeq, a predicted model, not a curated record